GUUUUUCUUGGAGUGAGGUCUGUGCCUGCCGACGCGCCUCUCCUGUGCAGCCCCCUUCAAGAAGAGCUAUUUUUUAAAGACAGCGAGAAAGAGAGAGAGAGAGAGAGAAAGGAAAGACACUUUUCUUUUUGAAAGGGAGAAGGAUCUGCAUAAUACAAGUGAAGUGGAUAAAAGCGCACGGCUGGGUUUUUUAUGCGUUCUCUCUUGCUUUUCUCCUCUGGUGUCUGAAUGAAACGGAGGCAAAGACACGGGGAGCAGUGGAGUGUAGGUUUUGCUCUGUUCUGGGGGGCCUCGGCCUGUCAGCGUGACUGAGUAAACACAUUUUCACUUAAACUUUUUAUUCUUCUCAAACUGGUGAGUCUCACUCCACCGCUCCUUUUUACCGCACAGAGUUCCGUUUUUUCUCGGAACGCUGCAGGGACUUUGGUGUCUCUGCCCCCACCCCACCCCGCCCCCCACCCACCCCCCCACACACACGCUUUCAGAGAAACAGGCUUAAACUUUUCAGCGUUUAAAAAAAAAUAAAUAAGAAGAUCGAAUUGCAUUUUCCCCCUUCAAACAUUUUGGAGGUGAUGUCAUCGUGCUAUGUUUUGGCAGGUAUUGCGUUAAGAGGGCGCAGAGGGGUCUGCUGCAGCCAGGCGGUAACCAGCAGCUGAGUGGCUGAGCCAGAGGGGAGUCCGGAAAAAUCAGGUGCAAAGUGUGGCAUGUCAUUUCCCUGCCGUGUUGCGGGUGGCUGACUCUGCCACCUAGUCGCAGCUGCUCUCAUCCUCCUCAGCCAACUCCUUCCUCCAUCAUCUGUCUUUCCCUUUUAUUAGCCCCUAAAUCCAGGACUGCCCAUAUACUACCAUUUGAGCUGGACCGCUCCGGGACCUUAUCAGCAUCUCUCUGGAACAACGAUAGCGGGUGUCACCUGAGCUACAGACCCGCUGCGUGGAAGCGCAGACAUGACCGAGAUCGCAUUGCAUUAUCCUGCGCCCGCGGAGCCCCAUUAUCCAGGUCGCCGUUUGCUCCAGCAGCCAGCACAGGAAAACCACGUCCAAGAACUCCAGACCCCGCUCAGCUUGGAUUAAACGAACCCACUACCCCUGUUUGUGGAUAUUAGCGAGUGCGGAUUUUUUCGCGCUUUAUUUUCUGUUGCGCCUUAAACUUUUACGCACUGGAUUACGCAUCUGUUCUUGGGGGUCAGCUAGGUCGAUCGGCGCAGACAAUUUGUGACACGUGAACGCGCUUUCACCUGUUCCUCUCUCUGUCGGGAACGCGCAGCCCAUUUGCUGCCCCCGCCCAUCUGUCCCUCCACCGGUCAGGACAGCUGUUAAAGGUUGCCCGGCGGUCAUCACUCACCCCGUCUCGUCUGUGCCAUCCACACCGGAGGACCAGAGCACGCUGCCGCCGAUGCCAACAGGAGUGACCGCUGACUCUUUGAUUCUGGACAACAUUCUUCAGGUUCACAGCGUAGAGGGAGGAUCUCCGGACUGUCGGACUGGCUCAGGCCGAGCGAGGAGACCGUCUCUGGGCCAAGUUCCAUAGUGGAGGGGGGAAGCAAUGUGGUCCCUUCUUUCCACGUUGACCGUCUUAUGUAUCCAGAUGUUACUGGUGAUGUGCAAUCCAUUGCAGCAGGUACUUGGCGUGGAUGGAGUCAACUUCAGCGUGCAUGUGGAGAACCAGACGCAGGUGCGAGACACCAUGAGUCGGAGACACCACCGAGUCUACCAGCUCUACAGCCGUACCAGUGGCAAGCACGUCCAGGUGUUGGGACGCAGGAUCAGCGCCAGGGGAGAAGAUGGAGACAAAUAUGCCCAGCUUGUAGUGGAGGCAGACACCUUUGGUAGCCAGGUGAGAAUCCGAGGCAAAGAAACCAACUUCUACCUGUGCAUGAACCGCCGUGGGAAGCUGGUGGGAAAGAAGGCCAGUAACCGAAGCGCUGACUGUGUGUUUGUGGAAAUGGUCCUGGAAAACCACUACACAGCUCUAAUGUCGGCGCGCUACACGGGCUGGUACGUCGGCUUCACUAAAAGGGGGCGUCCUCGCCGGGGACCCCACACGCUACCCAACCAGCAGGACGUACACUUUAUGAAACGCUUCCCACCGGGGGAACAGCCUGAUCUCACCACACCCUUCCGCUUUACAACUAUCAGCAAGCGGGUCAAAAGGGUUCGCGCCACUGGGACGCGCUAGUAGUGGCUAACGCUAGAACCCACUGUCUUGACGAGCAAAAGCCUUACCUUGAGCCUCCAAAUGGCUAACCCAGUCAUCUCAUCUGUUGCACUCGACUGAUCGUCUAUCCCUUUGUUGGGACAAAUAUUGACCAGAAACCCGAUGAAUCAUUAAUGGUGUUCAGCUUUAAGAAUCCUAAUUCAACACUCUAAGCCCCUGGUUAGUCAUCAUUUUUCUAAUGAUGUUCCUUUACUGGACCAACUGGACUGUAUCUCCAGUAAUGCUGGAAACUCAGAAAGAGUGACAGAGAGCCCUAAGGUCAGUCAGAGUCCAAGGCACGACAAAGGCCUUGACUUCACAACCACAUAAACCACGAGGCCUUCCGUCUACUGCUCUGGACCAGGUGGAUUAUGUCAAUCAUGGGACUAUAACUGGACCAUACAGAGAGAGCAUGGCUGGGAAAAGACUAGCUGAACAAGACAAUGAGUGCUUAGCCUAUUGACAAUGAGAAAAUCAGGACAUGAAAAUGAGGGACAGAGACAGAGUGACCUGCACGGAUCCAGAGGACAUAAAAUGGACUGUUGACAUGUGACGCACUUAUCUGUCUCACUACUAAACUGGUGGGAACCUGUGAGACUGUUGGACGAAAGGCAGGAUGGAAACUAAAAGGAUGAAUGAAGAAAAAUAUUAGAGUGAAUGACACUGAAUAUAUGCAUGUUCUUGAGAGGAUGACAAGGAAAUGUGUAUUGCAUGAGUGCUCGGAGACAAAAUCAGAAGAGGUUCUGGAAAUGGACCAUGCUGUCCUUGCAUGAACUGGGACAACUCAAUGCAGGGAUUGAAGCUUUAAGAACUGGAAUGGACUAAAUAAACCAAGCUGCACCAACAAAUCACCACAAACCAAACCAACUGCAACCAAAGACAACUGGAAACCUUCGUUGUGAUUCCUCCUCUUUCUUUGUCUUCCCCCGAGGACACUACAUCCACAGCUUUAAGGUGCAGAAGGUGAUGAGUGCUUGGCUAAGCCCAGUGGGGAGGGUGCCUUCUCUAAUAGCAUUGCUAUAGAAACGACCCAGGGGAUGAUGCUCCUGAGAGAUGCCGUGGAUACAGAGUGCUGCUACCAGGACAUUCAGUGGAACAAUCCAAAGUCUCAUGCAUACACAAAGGGGAUGAAAAAUUAAAGGGAACACUUUAUUGAAAGUAUAAAUAUAUAUAUUAUAUAUUAAAGAAAGACAGAAACGUAAAUAAGCAAUCUUACUAUGAUGUUUACUAUAAUUAUUACGAUAAAAUUAUUUCAUUUAUUUAUUUCAGCUCUGUGUGCAGCAGUCUUUCUUGACUCAGUAAACCUUUCAGAAACA
This is a messenger RNA of Girardinichthys multiradiatus, 3509 nucleotides long. It is a transcript of the gene fgf18a, whose product is annotated as fibroblast growth factor 18a. Gene Ontology annotation, molecular function: growth factor activity; type 1 fibroblast growth factor receptor binding; type 2 fibroblast growth factor receptor binding. Gene Ontology annotation, biological process: fibroblast growth factor receptor signaling pathway; positive regulation of gene expression; regulation of cell migration. The transcript has 5 exons. The coding region runs from base 1543 to 2175 and encodes 210 amino acids. NCBI's taxonomy places the organism in Eukaryota, Metazoa, Chordata, Actinopteri, Cyprinodontiformes, Goodeidae. The record is from RefSeq and is a predicted model, not a curated record. Gene Ontology annotation, cellular component: cytoplasm.